GAUCAACUUUUUCUUCUUGUUCGCUGACUUGGCUCCUUUCUGUUUAUUUCCGAGCUUUUGAAGCGUUGGAGCGACUGCUAUGUCACAAUGUAUUGCUGUCAACGAUGGGCAGAUAUACUAUCUUACUGCAAAUAAAUACCAGCAGGUUCAGCUGUACAAAUCCGAUCUAUACCGCCUAAAUGGCCUCAGGCCUCCAAUUCCUUCAAAUACAACGUUGGAAUUCGAUAGCUCUAGCAAUGUUCAGUUCGUUAAACCAGUUUGCAGUUAUAAUAUCAAUCAGAACACAUUCUACUUUGUCGGAAAAUCUGAAAAUGCAACUAGGAUUUACCGGUUUCAACCUAAAUAUAACGCAAGUAUCGAGGAGAUGGAAUUUUCGUUGAAUGGAGAGCCUGAUGCUAUUGCUGCUAUCCUCUAUAAUGGCGGCACGUGCUUAGGCUUAUGGUACUCUGAACAUAACACUUUUGAAGUACAUUGUACGAGGCAGACACACACGACAACUACCCUGGUAUACAAGGGGACCCUGGCCGACUCCCGCUACAGUAUCGUUCUCAAUGACAAAGACAAUCUUGGUUUCCUGCUAGUGGGUCCGCAAUAUCUACAACGAUUUCUCAUAAAUACUAAGGCACUUCAGCCCGAAAAAAGAUUUCCUUACGAUAUGCAUCCUCAGACGGCGAUACGUAUGACAACAUCUGCUAACGACUUUCUUCUCUUUGCACAAGAAAACAACAAGUUAUACAUCGAUAUUCUUAAUGCGGACGAGUCCAACUUGAUGAAGCGGCAAGCUGCAGAUGGACCCAAUAUGAAGCUUAUUUCAUCAAGUGCCUCAGAAUACAAUCCAACAUCAGUUCAAUCGGAGAGUAUGGCGGGACUCAGCACCUUGACGGCAACCGGCGUACCAUCCAGCUCCACAUACCCAUCAUCGUCAAAAACAAAGUCAAAAGAACUUGCCAUACCUUCAACCUGGCAACAUGUUUCAUUGGUAUAUGACAACGAGAUGGCGUACUUUUUGGAAAUGCAGCCGACCUCUUUUAAAGUCUACAACAGUACCAGACUAGAUAACUUGAUGAGUUCAGGCUUUGCCUUUGAAGGAGCUCCGUUGCCUAAUGGUAACACAAUAUCGUCGAACGCUGGACCAGAGCGCACCUAUACAGGAUCACCGGCACCGUCGAGUAGUGGAUCCAAACCAAAUGCAGGGGCCAUCGCCGGUGGGGUCAUUGGUGGUGUUGUUGCAAUUGCCCUGAUUGCGGGUCUAUUCUUCUUCUGCCGCCGCCGUCGCAGACAUUCAUUCAGUAAAGCAGCCAAAGGUGAAUCCAUGAAACUUGCUCCAUCCAGUCAAAACUUUAUCGCUUCCAGAGACAUUGAAUCAACUUUUAUUUUGGAUGAAAGUGAAAAUUUGUCCGAAAAGGUUCCAAACGCUCCUUGGCAUCAAACAUGGCUCAAAGAACCACCAGGUGUAACUCAUCUAACGACUAAUCCCGGUGACCGGCCCACGUAUGAACCCAAUGCACCAGCUCAUACAACAUUCAUGAAUGCAUCGUUUGAACUGUCGGAAGCGCCCCCUGUUUAUGAGGCCGUUUACGCUAUACGUCAAUGCUCUGGCAAUAAGCAGCCUUACACGGUUCACUAUUUUACGCAAGACAAUCGAGACGCUUUCAUUCGAUCCGUUACAUCCGCUCAAAUAUUGAGUUCACCUCGUAUUAUCGAACAUCAUAUGGCCAUCGCUUUGGACCAGCCAACCCCCAAAGGUUACCAGUACUUGUGGCUCACUUCGACCGUUUUCCCGCAUCAAUCACUGCGCCAUUUCUUGUUUGAAAGCACCGUUCGUGCUAUCGACCCAUCCCGAUUCGUUUUCCAAUCUUGGUCCGUAUAUUCCAUACUGAAUGCUAUAGGCGAAAUGCAUGCUCAAGGACGCGUCCAUAUGAAUCUAAACCUCGACAGCUUCUUCUACGAAAAGCCAAGUACCAUUACGGAGUGGCAUCUUACUGGGCUUCAGCAGUCCUGCAGAAUAGGGGAAACCAUAAAACUUACUUCCGUAGACGUCAAUGCCGCUCCGGAAAUCAGCACCCAUAGUGGAGUUGUAGCUCACCCGGCCAUGGACAUUUGGGCCCUCGGUUGCAUUGUUUACUGUAUCGCGACGCAGCGUCCAUUAUUCGACAGCAUUCAGCAGAGAACAAGUUUAUUUGCUAAUCCCGCACAGUUGAAUACGCAUAUUGAUAAUGCCAUUGCCGUAGCGUCCCAGGUUCAUCCUUCGUAUCAGCGGUUAUUGGCAGUCAUGCUUCAACCGUUACAUUCCGAUCGUCAAACUAUCAACCAGUUGGCGAGUUACUGGGCGAAAGCAAAUGAAUUAUACGAGGACGAUUUCGAGAAUAUCAAAAUACUAGUUUUCCCCUACUGUAUGUCUGGAAGUAAAUGUUGAUAUUCUAAAGACUAGCGAAAGGAUCCAACGUAAAACCCUGCCUGCUGCCUGCCUGCUUGGCAAUUUGUUGAAAGUGCGC
This is a messenger RNA of Radiomyces spectabilis, 2495 nucleotides long. Its product is annotated as kinase-like domain-containing protein. The record is from RefSeq and is a predicted model, not a curated record. Lineage: Eukaryota; Fungi; Mucoromycota; Mucoromycetes; Mucorales; Radiomycetaceae. The transcript is spliced from 3 exons. Gene Ontology annotation, molecular function: protein kinase activity; ATP binding. Gene Ontology annotation, biological process: protein phosphorylation. Bases 80 to 2416 code for a protein of 778 amino acids.